AUGUCAGUCGAAGAGUGUGAAAGCGAUAGCAGUGAAAUUAUUUUUGCUAAAAAACGGCAUAGAGUGGAUGUACUAUUUUUAUCAUCUGAGGAAGAGGAGGAGAAUGUUGGAGAAUGGCAUGAUCCGAGGGGUACUCUGUCAAACAUUGUUCCUUUUACACAUCCUUCUGGGUUUGUAAGUGAAAAUUUGCAUAUAAGGUCAGAUAUAGCGAUAGAAACCUGCUAUGAAUUAUUUGUGCCGGAUAAAUUGUUCGAAGAAAUCGCCCAACAAACAAACUUAUAUGCAUCACAGCAAUUAGAAGGUGGAUGCACGCAGCGCUUGGCAAAGUGGACAGUGACAAAUAAAAGUGAAAUAAAGAGAUUUUUUGGGCUAAUUCUAUGGAUGGGAUUAGUGAAACUACCAACCAUAUAUUUAUAUUGGUUCCAUGAUCCUGUGUAUAUGCAAACGUUUCCGAAAAAAAUCAUGUCCAGAAACAGAUUUGAACUGUUAUUGAGAAUGCUACAUUUUGCAGAUAACAGAAACAGUAAUGGUUCCAAUCGUUUGUUCAAAAUACAACCAGUUAUAGACACUUUGUAAAUAAAUUUUAAAAAAUAUUACAAUCCAACCGAGGACAUAUGUAUUGAUGAAUCCUUAAUUCCGUUUCGUGGCCGCAUUAUAUUUAGACAAUAUUUAAAACCGGGCUAUACAUAUGCUCUUCGUGUAUAUACAGGGAAAACUUUAGAAAAAGAAAAUACUACGCCCACUAAAAUCGUAAUGUCCCUUUGCAGAGAUUUAUUCGAUAAGGGACACACGCUAUACACUGACAACUGGUAUACAAGCUUGGAAUUAGCGGAAAAAUUAAUCAAUAAAAAUAUUCAUUUAGUAGGAACAUUACGUUCAAAUCGACGAAGAAAUCCGCAGCAAGUAAUAUCAAAAAAAUUAAAACGGGGAGAAAUCAUUGCAAAAGAAAAUGAACAAGGAAUACCCACUUUAAAAUGGAAAGAUAAACGGGACAUCCUAGUUCUAUCGACAAAUCAUUCAUCAGAAAUGGUGAAUGUUGAAAGUCGAUCAGAACACAAUUUAAAACCACAAAUUAUAGUCGACUAUAACAGAGGAAAGGCAGCUGUCGACUUAUCCGACCAAAUGAAUGCCUACAAUAAUCCACUACGCAGGUCCAUGAAAUGGUACAGAAAGCUAACCUUUGAACUGUUAUUGGAUACUACAGUUCUAAAUAAUUAUAUUUUAUAUAAAGAUAUCACGAAGAAGAAUAUCAGUAUUACUGAUGUUACGUACGCAAACUAG
Molecule: messenger RNA, 1281 nt
Organism: Habropoda laboriosa
Lineage: Eukaryota; Metazoa; Arthropoda; Insecta; Hymenoptera; Apidae
Product: piggyBac transposable element-derived protein 4-like
Exons: 2
Source: RefSeq, a predicted model, not a curated record